CUGGUAGGACACGCUGCCUCAGAUUAACAGUAAUAGUUUGUGGAGAAGUGUAACCCGGCGUUGGAACCGUAAUCUCGUGUGGAUUAACCUUCUGGACGGUCUGGACACAAAGGAACAGUCCAAUGGCGGCGGUCAGAUGGUGGUCAGCGUGCAUGUCUUUACUGGCUCUAACCGCAGUGGACUGCAGCGGAGCGCCCAGCAAGGACGGCUACGGGUCACCGAGCUAUCGACAACUGGUCCGCUUCCGACAUAAGGAUGCCAUUCCCGAGGGGCUGAGGAUGAAGGGUCUGAUGGGGCACAAUGGCUUCCCCAAACCGUGCGAGCAUAAGUACUGUGGUCUUGGUCGUCACUGUGUGGUGGAUGAGGGCACAGGUCUGGGGGAGUGCGCGUGUCUGGAUCAGUGUAAACCGCACUACAAACCCGUGUGUGGAUCUGACGGACAGCUCUACCCCAACCACUGCGAGCUGCACCGGGCCUCCUGUCUGCGAGGACACAAGAUCACCAUCCUGCACAGCGAGGAGUGCUUCUACAAAGAUGACAACUGCAGACUGAGCGAUUACAGGCGUCUGAAAAACAAGGUGCUGGAUCUCCAUGAGAAGCGCUACAUGGGCUACAGCACCCACGGGAGUCACCGGGACGACAUGGGUGCCAGGAAGCAGCUGGUGGAUGUGAUGUUCAAACGCUUCGACGCUGAUAACGGAGGAAGGAUAGAUGCCAGUGAGAUCUCACAGGUGAUCAAACAGGAGGGUCUGUCCAAGGAGAAAAGUGACUGCUCUUUAUUCGACCUCCUCAAGUACAACGACAUGAAUGAUGAUGAGCACCUGACCAGAGAGGAGUUCUACACUGCUUUUGAUGUGUACCUCCUGACCCUGCCUGAAGACCAGAAGUUGAGCAUCACUGUGGCGACAGUGGGCCAGAGUGUGGUCCUGAGCUGUGCCAUCAGCGGCGAGCGCAGACCACCCAUUCUGUGGAGGAGGAACCAACAGUACCUCAACUCUCUGAACCUGGAGGACAUCAAUAUCCCGUCACAGGAUUUCGGAGAUGACGGCUCGCUGUACAUAACCAAGGUGACCACCAGCCACAUGGGGAACUACACGUGUCAUGCGGAUGGGUUUGACCGGCUCUACCAGAUCCACACUCUGCAAGUUAACGUCCCUCCAGUGAUCCGGGUGUACCCAGAGAGCCAGGCCAGAGAACCAGGCGUCACAGCCAGUCUGAGGUGCCACGCUGAGGGCAUCCCCAGCCCACAGCUCUCCUGGCUCAAGAACGGCAUGGACAUCUCCUCCAAGCUCUCCAAACAGCUCACCCUGCAAGCCAAUGGAAGUGAAGUGCACAUCAGUAACGUUCAUUUCGAGGACACAGGAGCGUACACGUGCAUCGCGAAAAACUCGGCUGGAGUGGACGAGGACAUCUCUUCUUUGUUUGUAGAGGACUCAGCGCGGAAGACACUGGCGAACAUACUAUGGCGCGAGGAAGGUCUAGGCAUUGGUAAUAUGUUCUAUGUAUUCUAUGAAGAUGGCAUUAAGGUGAUCCAGCCGGUGGCGUGCGAGAUACAGAGACACAUCAAGCCCAGUGAGAAGCUGCUCGCACUGGAGGAGGAGGUGUGUCCGGGCGACGCAGAUGAGCCCGUUCAGAAGUGCGUGUGGUCAUCUGCCGUAAACGUGAGGGACAAGUUCAUCUAUGCCACCCAGCCCACCCUGGACCGAGUGCUCAUCGUGGACAUUCACACGCAGAAGGCUGUGCAGACUGUCAGCACGGAUCCCUACCCUGUCAAACUUCACUACGACAAGUCUCAUGACCAAGUGUGGGUGCUGAGCUGGGGAGAUAUGGAGCGCAACUUUCCCACUCUGCAGGUGAUUAACCAGGCCAGCGGACGAGUGGCCCACCACACACUGCACACUCAGCCCAUCGGGAGGCGCUUUGAUCGGGUCGAUGACUUCUUCAUCCCCCCCUCCAGCCUCAUCAUCAACCAUGUCAGGUUCGGCCUCAUCCUUCAUCGGAAUGAGCCUGUCCUCCACAAAAUCGACCUAGAGACGACAUCCUACGUGAAAAACAUCAGCCUGCAAGAGUAUAACUGCAUCCCCAAAUCCAUGGCCUACACCCACCUCGGAGGAUACUACUUCGUCAACUGCAAGGCCGACUCGACCGGGGCUACCCAACCUCAAAUCAUUCUGGACAGCGUUACUGACAGCGUCAUCGGAUACAAUCGCGACGUAACUGGCACUCCAUACAUCUCUCCCGAUGGCCACUACUUGGUUACCGUUGACGACACGGACGGACUUAUGCGAAUUCAAACCAUUUCGGAGCACGGCAAGAUCAGUGACCCUUUCGACAUCCAUACCAACCUGCACCUGUCAGACGUAGCAUUCCAGAGGUCCUUCACCGAGCUGCACCAGUACAACAUUUUCGGCAGUUCCGGACGCCAAACCGAUGUCCUUUUCGUAGAACUCAGCAGCGGUAAAGUGAAAAUGAUCAAGAGUUUGAAAGAAGCCACCAAGUCGUACGAAUGGCCGUGGAAUGCUAAGAACCGGAUUAUGGCGAGCAGCGGACUUUUCGGACAGUACCUCAUGACACCGUCCAGGGAGUCUUUGUUCAUUUUAGACGGACGACUCAACAAGCUCAACUGCGAGAUCACGGAUGUGCUGAAGGGGAAUGUUGUGGUGUGGGUUGGCGAGUCCUAGGUCCUGGUUUGAUUUGGUUUUCAGUUCCUCAAAAAAGUACUCUUGCACUGUUAAGUUUUGUCGGAGCUAAGAUUUGUCCAAGAACCAAAUUGAAGAAGUUCAAUUCAAAGACUGGCUAAAGUCGGUGAACACAGAG
This is a messenger RNA of Boleophthalmus pectinirostris (great blue-spotted mudskipper), 2817 nucleotides long. It is a transcript of the gene fstl5, whose product is annotated as follistatin-like 5. Lineage: Eukaryota; Metazoa; Chordata; Actinopteri; Gobiiformes; Gobiidae. The record is from RefSeq and is a predicted model, not a curated record. Gene Ontology annotation, molecular function: protein binding; calcium ion binding. The coding region runs from base 123 to 2681 and encodes 852 amino acids. The transcript is spliced from 17 exons. Gene Ontology annotation, biological process: cell differentiation; multicellular organism development; regulation of BMP signaling pathway.